Molecule: messenger RNA, 9010 nt
Organism: Salvelinus fontinalis (brook trout)
Lineage: Eukaryota; Metazoa; Chordata; Actinopteri; Salmoniformes; Salmonidae
Product: pleckstrin homology domain-containing family M member 2-like
Exons: 20
Coding region: 738-3857 (1039 amino acids)
Biological process (GO): Golgi organization; regulation of protein localization; lysosome localization
Cellular component (GO): endosome membrane
Molecular function (GO): kinesin binding
Source: RefSeq, a predicted model, not a curated record
GCACUCCUUCGAUAUAAAGUAAUUUUUGACAAAGAGGAAAACGUGUCAAUUUCACGAGGUUGGAGUAAUAACAUGUUCAAUUACUUAAGACAUGGGCUCGAAUUUAGGUUGUGUAUUGACAUUUCUAGAAAAUUAACUAUAGAAUACCUUUUCACUUCUAUAAUUUAAUUGUUAAAUCCGAAACCCUGGUCUGUUCUGCUUGCUCUGUUUCGCAAAAGCGUUCCCGGAAGCCUCGCGAUGUUGCACCUCUGGCUUCAGAAACUGGGUUAGCAUCGUCUUGAAUGUAUUCCUCCGGACUAAACAUUGAGCUUGUUAAAACUUGGUCAUGGUUUCUAAAUUUUACAUCACAAAGUUGAACUACAACAUAAGUUUGAACAAGUUGAGUGCUAACUACAAAAAGUAAAAGCUACCGGCUACGACAGCAGGAGAUGUAUUCCCUACUAGCGCUGACGCCAACUAACGUGCUGGCCAAUUCGGUUGACUAACGACGUUAGCCAUUCGAAACAUAGUAGGAGGACGACUUUGCCAGUCAACGUUAGUAGCUAUGGCCAUGUCUUAUGCUAGUUGUUACAUUACCUAGCCAGCUGCUUGGUUGAUGUUAUGUUGUUCGCUUCGCUAGCCAAUUAUCAGUGUUGAAAAUAUAUGGCUGGCUAGCUUUAAGAACAUCGACAGCAGACCACAUUGAGACCUCUGGAAAUCAGCUGACAGCUGCAGGCAGCCAAGGAGACCAGUCAGUGAUGGAUCAACUCAAAGUCAAGGACCGAAUAUUGGAAAACAUUUCUUCGUCUGUCAAGAAGUUGCAGAGUUACUUUGCUGCCUGUGAGGAUGAAACUCCAGCCAUCCGGAAUCAUGACCGGGUCCUACAGCGACUGUGCGAGCACCUUGACCAUGCUCUACUCUAUGGGCUGCAGGAUAUCUCCUCAGGUUACUGGGUACUGGUUCUACACUUCACCCGCAGGGAAGCGGUCCGGCAGGUAGACGAGCUCCAGCACAUAGCAACCAACCUUGGGCGAAGUCGUGCCUGGCUAUACCUAGCACUGAGUGAGAGCUCCUUAGAAAGCUACCUCCGUCUCUUCCAAGAGAACCAAGGAUUGCUGCAGAAGUAUUACUUCAAAAAUGCAUUGGUGUGCAGCCAUGAUCACCUCACACUCUUCCUCACGUUGGUGUCGGGACUGGAGUUCAUUCGCUUUCAUCUGGAGUUGGAUGUCCCUUACUUGGAUGUGGCACCCUACAUGCCGGAGUACUACAAGCCCCAGAAUCUGCUGGACUUUGAGGAGCGCCUUCCCAGCUCGGACAGCCUUUCUUUGCUUUCCUUCACUUCCCUCACCUCUACCAACCUGGAGUGGGACGACAGCGCCAUCGCCCCGUCCAGCGAAGAUUAUGAUUUCGGGGACAUCUUCCCCGUGUUGCAGCCAACUGCAGACUGGGAAGAGGGUGACCUCACCGACCCGGUUAUCUGUCCGCGCUCCAGCGCCUCAGACCCUCAGAUGGUCUUCAAAGACUCUGUGAUUCUCCGGGCUGCCAUUAUCCCAGUGAGGGGAACUUCCCCGCCCCGCAGCCCCACCAGACACAACCCCUUCAACAAGGAUUCGGACACCAACACCUCGGCCGACAUCACCCCCGUCCACACUGCUAGCCGCCACCCCCACGACACCACCACCACCGUGGACGACAUGGAGAGCACCAGCAACGAGCUGGAGGUUAUCAGGAUGGCCAGACGAAGGAAGCCAGCCAAGAAGCGCCAUGUCGUGAAGGGCUCCAGCGCGUCCACGGUGAGCAGUGAACAGAACACAACGGCCUCCGAGCAAGCAGAGGGAGAAGACGGAACCCAGGAGAGAGGGGGAGAGGGGCUGGAUGGAGACUCCCGUAGCCCCUCUGUGGGGCCGCCGCAGGGCUCAGGGGCCGAGACAGUGAGGAGAAGGAGAGGGAUGGGGGAUGAGGAAGGCCAGGAGGAGAAUGAGUCAGAGGGUCUCCUGCGGCUGCCGGAGAUGACUGACACCUCCAUGGACAGUGUGGGCCAGCCCCUACGUGAUGUUAUGGACCGGCUCAAUGGAGCUCUGGACGGGGGGCAGGCCUGGUGGCGACCAGACAGAGAGGAAGAAGAUAAGGGGGAGAAGACCCAUCAGAGUUCCCUCCCCAGAAGGUCCUCCUCUGGCAGCCCUGAAGCCAUCUUCCAGCCCCCGGGGCAGCAGCCCUUUCGAGGGGAUCCGAUUAUUGAGCCACCUGACCCGGAAGCUGGGGCCCCCCUCCUGCUGCGCCCUGCUCUGGCCCCGAGCCCCAACUUCCUGCAGGCCCCUCCGGCCCCUGCAGACUUUUACUGCUUUAUCCCCCACAAUCCAGAUGCUGCUGCCACGCGUGGUGGCCACCAUGACACUGCAGGGCAUGGCCAGCCGCAGGCUCUUCCUGGUGGCCAUGAAGAUGAGAGAGAGGCAGAGGCACCACCAGGACAGGACCCCUUCUUAGAGGAGGCAGUGGUGGUUGAGAAUGGAUUGCCUGCUGGAGAAACUGAAGAGGACAGUCUCAGUCCAACAGAAAACUCCCAUUCUGCAGAAUUCAAGGUGGACAACAAUCACCUGCUACUGCUCAUGAUCCACGUCUUCAGAGAGACUGAGGAGCAGCUCUUCAAGAUGGUGAGGAUGAGCACGGGUCACAUGGAGGGAGACAUGCAGCCUCUCUACCUGCUGCUGACUGACUGUUACAUCUACCUGCUGAGGAAAGGUGCAGCAGAAAAGCCCUAUACAGUUGAGGACGCCAUCUCUUACAAUGAGUUGGACUAUGUCUCUGUGGGCGUGGACCAGCAGACGGUCACGCUGGUCUGCACAAACCGAAGACGCCAGUUUCUCCUGGACACAUCCGACUCCUCGUUGACUAUCUGGUUCCUGGCAGCCCUGAAGUCGGCCAUGAUUAAGGGGUGCAGGGAGCCUCCUUACCCCUCGGUGCUGACCGACGCCACCAUGGAGAAACUAGCCCUCACUAAGUUUGUCUCCCAGGAGUCUCACUGUGAGGUUUCUGAAGUGGUCAUCCGCCUGUAUUCUUUGGUCCACUGGGAGGACCCCAUGGAUGUGACUCUGGCCCCCCAGACAGCCUUGGUGGGUGCUGGAGAUUCCUCCAGCACUAAAGAGGGACCCUUACUCUACAGAGCAGGCACCACCUACUUGGGCAAGGAGCUGUGGAAGAGCUGUUACCUCGUACUGAGCAAUGGGAAUCUGUACCAGUAUACAGAAAAGAGUGAUGCGACACCACUGAUGUCCAUCACUAUGGGGGGUGAGCACUGCGGAGGUUGCCGGCGCUCCAACAGCACAGAGCUGCCUCAUGCCUUCCAGGUGAUCCUCACAGAGCGGCCUCCUCUGGUGCUGAGCGCUGACAAUGAGGGAGACAUGUCCGACUGGAUGCUGGUGCUCUGCCAGUCAGUCUCCAAAGGGGUGAUCCCCCAGGGAGUGGCGCCCACGCCAUGUAUCCCCUGUUGCCUGGUGGUGACGGACAGGGAGCUGCUGACAUGCCACCAGGACUGCCAGACCAGCUUCUUCCGUUCGCUGGGCGGAGCUGAGCUCUCUGACAUUAGUUCUGUUAGCCUGGAGGACGACAAGGAGUACUGUGUUGUUGAGUUUGCAUUGGACCGAGCUCAGUACCUGCCUCCCUGGGUGCUGUACUUCAGUGGCUGUGAAGAGAGAGACCGCCUGCUGGAGGCGCUAGAGAGUGCCUGGAGAGACAUUUUCCAGGUGUGUCUGCCUCGUAGGAGGGUGUCAGAGCAGUUGGUGCAGAAGCGUUGUGGCGAUGCCCUGGCUCUGAUGAGGAGCGCCUGGCAGAGGAGUGACAGCCUUGCCCGGGGACGCGCCCAGAGAGAGCCCUGGUGCUGACGGACAAACAGACAGCAAAGCGACAGAUAGGUGGACGGACAUAUAGGACAAAAAGCUUUCACUAGCACUCCUACUCUAAACACCAGGAUUCGGGUCAAUCGCUUUCAAAAUUUGUCAAUUCUGGAAGAGGAUAGAAAAUGGACCAUUAUUUUCUAUGAGGCUUUUUUUCGAUCAUUUAAUUGAAUUUGAUUGGGAGAUGGUACCAAACCUGUUAAUUAUGACAAUAGCCAAAUAGAGGCAAACACACACUCCGUUUGGUGUACAUUAUGAAGAUUAUAAAUUAGGUAUACGAGGGGUCGCAUCAUCACUAGAUGUAGCGAGACGUACGUCAGUUUGAAUCUCUUCACACUCCUGGCCUUCACAAAUAUGUAUGUUCCGCAUGACUUUCCGCUUGUCAUUGAGACGGAUGUUAGGGAAGGAAGUGCACCCCUUACCCUAUAGAAUAAGACGUUGUUCGCUAACAGCUUUAAGGUGUUAUUUUGAACCUUAACAACUGCACCACGUUUAUAGUGUGGUGUACGGCGCAGUAUAGUAUUGACUUAUAUUAUAAUCAAUCCGUUCUCAAAUGUACAUUGCCCAUCUCUCCAUGGAUCCAGACAUACAUUGGUUUCCAAUUUUAUAUAGGUUUGUCUAUUGAAAAAUACCUCACAAAACUCAACCCUUCUCUCUCUCACAGGUUGUGAUGGAUAUUUUGCUCAAGGAUCGACGGUCACUUGAAGUGGCCUAAACUAUGAAGGAUGUCUAUGGAGAGUUUCCCACUUGGACUGUGACGUUAACAGCACUCAUCUAUUGCCUUUGUCAGCCAUGUUGGUUUACCAUUGGGUUUUCCACUUUUAGUUAUGAUGGUUUGUCAGGUCAAAGUCAGUAUUGGAGUAUCAUAGCGGGGAAUUGUCUAACCUAGCAUGGAUACACUUUUGACAAGAAGGAUGAGAAGAGAGACUAACUUGCCAUCAAAUGCGAGAUUGCACAUGGGUUUAGUCCAUGUUGUUCGAUUUUGAGGGGACUGAUAAGUUCAUUGGGGUUGUGUGCAAAGUUCAUGUUCAGUGUUGCUUUUUAAUUUUAAGCAAAUAGUUGUUUAUUAUUAACACGACUUGUUAUGGUAGUGUAAUUGUGUGCAAUUUAUAAAGGGGAUAUGUUUACUUACAUUUUUUUGUUUUUGUUCUAGUCUUUGUUAUUUUGAGUGAGUACUCCUUUAUCAGGUGAGUGUCUGUCAUUGCAUUUUAGAUGUUGAGAGUGGCCUGGUCAAGAUGUGGGAAAUGUCCAAUGUCGUUAUGUUCUACGACUUGUGGAGGUAUCAGUGCAUCCCUACUUUAUUAUACUCCCUGUAGUUUUAAUAUUGCUCAGAAGAGAAGGUAGUCAUUUGUGUGUUCUCCCAAUGGAACAAAAUAACUAUGAAGUGGUAAUAUCACUGUUGAGCCAGAACAGACCAUUGCUUGUAGUUAUACUACAAUCAAUCCAUAUGCAUUAGGGAAAAAAUCUAGUUGACUAGUGAUUAUACUACUUCAUUCAUAUGGUUUGUCAUUGCAUUAAUCCAAUUUACCCCUAAAAAAAAUCUAUCCCCCACCUUAUAUUCUAUUCAUACAUAAGUAAAAGCAAAUCAUCCUCACAAAUAUUAUUUUGACAAUGUAGCUAAUUACUGAUGUAGACAUGUCAAAAUUCGAUUUUUGUGUUGCUAUUGGCGAGAGGGGAAUUUAUCCAAUGCCAUUGCUAUCCUGGAAUUGCUAUCCUGGGAAUUGCUAUCCUGGGAAUUGCUAUAUCAGGAGAAGGUUUCUGGAGGCUUUCAGUUUCAUUGCCAGUUGCUCCUGAUAAUCAUGUGGCCUUUUUCAUUACCUUAAUUUGAUUGGAGAUAAUGGCCUCAGGCCCAAUUUUUACCAAAUAAAGCAUUACUCUUGAAUGUGGCCUUAUACUGCUGUUGAGAAUUGGGCUUCUGACAAGUCAUAAUACACACACUGUUUAAGUGUCAGUUUAAGACCUCCUUGUCUAACCGUUUGCAUUAUAGUAAUAGUAGUAAACAUAUUCUCUGCUUUGAGCAUUGUGGUCUUGCCUCUAUUCUGCUUUUUCUGUAGGCGUGGGAAGCCAACAUCCUAGCAUUUUGCAUCUCAGGUUAGAAAUGGUACAAAUAAUUUAGAUGUAGUAGCCUAGAUCCCAUGCAGAAAAGACCCAACACCUCAAGCCAGGGUAACCGUGUCCUACAUUUUAGUUUCAACUGAAUUGUCAUUUUAUAUCCCUUUUCGUCUUUGUUGGUACCUAUUCCAUACCUAAGUCUAUUUUAGAGAAAUGUACAAUUACGGUACAUAUACACUACCGUUCAAAAGGUUGGGGUCUCUUAGAAAAUUCAUUGUUUAUGAAAGAAAAGCAAUAUUUGUUUGUCCAUUUUUAAAAUAACAUUAAAUUGAUCAGAAAUACAGUGUAGACAUUGUUAAUGUUGUAAAUUACUAUUGUAACUGUGAACGACUGAUUUUGUAUGGAAUAUCUACAUGGGUGUACGGAAGCCCAUUAUCAGCAACCAUCACUCCUGUGUUCCAAGUUAGCGAAUCCAAGUUUAUAAUUUUAAAAGGCUACGUCAUCGUCAAUAGUGUAGAGGCGACUCGGGGAGGCUGGCCUUCUAGGCAGAUUUGCAAAGAAAAAGCCAUAUCUCAGACUGGCCCAUAAAAAGAAAAGAUUAAGAUGGGCAAAAGAGCACAGACACUGGACAGAGGAACUCUGCCUAAAGGCCAGCAUCCCGGACUCACCUCUUCACUGUUGACGUUGAGACUGGUGUUUUUGCGGGUACUAUUUAAUGAAGCUGCCAGUUAAGGACUUGUGAGGUGUCUGUUUCUCAAACUAGACACUAUAAUGUACUUGUCCUCCUGCUCAGUUGUGCAUUGGGGCCUCCCACUUUUUCUAUUUUGGUUAGGGCCAGUUUGCGCUGUUCUGUGAAGAGAGUAGUACACAGCGUUGUACGAGAGCUUCAGUUUCUUGGCAAUUUCUCACAUGGAAUAGCCUUCAUUUCUCAGAACAAGAAUAGACUGACGAGUUUCAGAAGAAAUAUCUUUGUAUCUGGCCAUUUUGAGCCUGUAAUUGAACCCACAAAUGUUGAUGCUCCAGAUACUCAAUUAGUCUAAAGAAGGCCAGUUUUAUUGCUUCUUUAAUCAGAACAACAGUUUUCAACUGUGCUAACAUAAUUGCAAAAGGGUUUUCUAAUGAUCAAUUAGCCUUGUAAAUAAUAAACUUGGAUUAGCUAACACAACUUGCCAUUGGAACACAGGAGUGAUGGUUGCUGAUAACAGGCCUUCCUGCGCCUAUGUAGAUAUUCCAUAAAAAUAUCUGCCGUUUCCAGCUCCAAUAGUCAUUUACAACAUUAACAAUGUCUACACUGUACUUCUAAUCAAUUUGAUGUUAUUUUAAUGGACAAAAAAUGUGCUUUUCUUUCAAAAACAGGACAUUUCUAAGUGACCAUAAAAACUUUUGAACGGUAGUGUACGUAUUUGAAAAGUUUGUCAAUAUUUGAUUGAAGAAAGGAAAUAUGAAUCUUGAAAUCGUAUGCAGAGAUAAGUGAAGUUUGUUGUUAUGAACAGUAAUUUGAAUGUUGUACAUUGCUGGUCAAUGGUGGAUUACAUAUUUUUAUUGACUAGUUCUUACAUUAUACACUUACAUAUAUCUACAGUACCAGUCAAAAGUUCAGACACACCUACUCAUUCCAGGGUUUUUCUUUAUUUUGACUGUUUUCUACAUUGUAGAAUAAUAGUGAAGACAUCAAAACUAUGACAUGACACAUAGGGAAUCAUGUAGUAACCAAAAAAGUCUUCAAAAUAUAUUUGAGAGUCUUCAAAGUAGCCACCCUUUGCCUUGAUAACAGCUUUGCACGCUCUUGGCAUGCUCUCAACCAGCUUCACGAGGAAUGCUUUUCCAACAGUCUUGAAGGAGUUCCCACAUACCCUGAGCACUUGUAAGCUUUUUUUCCUUCACUCUGUGGUCCAACUCAUCCCAAACCAUCUCAAUUGGGUUGAGGUCAGGUGAUUGUGGAGGCCAGGUCAUCUGAUGCAGCACUCAUCACUCUCUUUGGUUAAAUAUCCCUUACACAGCCUGGAGGUGUGUUUUGGGUCAUUGGCCUGUUGAAAACCAAUGAUAAUCCCACUAAGCACCAAACCAGAUGGGAUGGCGUAUCGCUACAGAAUGCUGUCAUAGCCAUUCUGGGUGUGCCUUGAAUUCUAAAUAAAUCACAGUGUCCCCAGCAAAGCACCCCCACAACAUCACACCACCACCUCCAUGCUUCACGAUGAGAACCACACAUGCGGAGAUAAUCCGUUCACCUACUCUGCGUCUCACAAACACUGCGGUUAGAACCAAAAAUCUCACAUUUGGACUCAUCAGAUCAAAGGACAGAUUUCCACCGAUCUAAAGUACAUUGCUCGUGUUUUUUGGCCCAAGCAAGUCUGUUCUUCUUAUUGGUGUCCUUUGGUAGUGGUUUCUUUUCAGCAAUUUGACCAUGAAGGUCUGAUUCACCCAGUCUCCUCUGAACAGUUCAUGUGUCUGUUACUUGAACUCAAACAUUUAUUUGGGCUGCAAUCUGAGGUGCAGUUAACCCCAAUGAACUUAUCCUCAGCAGCAGAGGUAACUCUGGGUCUUCCUUUGCUGUGGCUGUCCUCAUCAGAGCCAGUUUCAUCAUAGCGCUUACGGGUUUUUGUGACUGCACUUGAAGAAACAGGCACACCUGUUAAUUGAAAUGCAUUCCAGGUGACUGCCUCAUGAAGCUGGUUGAGAGAAUGCCAAGAAGUGUGCAAAGCUGUCAAGGCAAAGGGUGGCUACUUUGAAUAAUCUAGAAUAUAAAAUAUAUUUUCAUUUACCACUUUUUUUGGUUACUACAUGCUUCUGAAUGUUUCAUAGUUUUGAUGUCUUCACUAUUAUUCUACAAUGUAGAAAAUAGUAACAAAAUAAAGAAAAACCCUGGAAUGAGUAGGUGUGUAAACUUUUGACUGGUACUGUAUGUAUGUUUUAGCAGUUUUUAUUUAUUUGAUUUAUAUAAACAAUAAUGGGAUGAAUCUAUUGUAUGCUAACCCGUGAUCACACUAAAACCUGCAUGUAUUGAAUGUUUUUAUAUUGUACAUAUGAUAAUGAAUGUACGAAAAAGGCUUGUGAAUAAGACUACAUUAAUAAAAUAAUUCAAACCAUAA